ACUCGAAAGGUAAAGUUUAGCGACUUCAAUUAAAAAAAAAAAUAGUUAGUUAGCUAAAUAAUAAAUAUAUAAAAAUUGAGUGAUGUUAAUGUUGUUCCUCCCCUACAUAUAACACACGAAUAUCUUCAUUACUCUCAUGAGUCUCAUCAAUGGCUGCUCUCCCUCAAACCCCAGAACCCGAUACACCUUCCUCCUCUUCUGAAUCAGCUUCGUUGCACAAGGGGGUGGAGGCGCCGGCGGCAUCCAAGAUGAAGAAGAGAAGUCGGAAAGAUGUGAGCUACAAGCACCCUGUUUACCGUGGAGUUCGGAUGCGGAGUUGGGGGAAAUGGGUGUCGGAAAUCCGACAACCGCGAAAGAAAUCUCGCAUUUGGCUCGGAACUUUUUCCACGGCGGAGAUGGCGGCCAGAGCUCACGACGUCGCUGCUAUGUCGAUCAAAGGAAACUCCGCUGUUCUUAAUUUCCCCGAACUCAAAGACUCGUUACCACGUCCUGUUUCCCUCUCUCCUCGCGAUGUUCAAGAAGCCGCCGCAAAAGGAGCCACCAUGCUAGAAUUUACUUCUUCCGGAACUCCGGCACCGCCACUACGGCCACCGCCGGGUGAUGGUUCAAAUCCAGCGGAUGAGCUGGGUGAGAUCAUUGAGUUACCGAGUUUAGAAGGAUGCUUGGACUCACCGGAGUCGUCAACGGGGUUGGUGAUGGUUGACUUAGUUGAUCGGUGGAUGUAUCCGUCGUGGGCGGUGGCUGACAUUGAUGGUUUUCUGGACUUCAUCUCUGAUCAGGUGGCGGAGAACGGCAGCAGUAAUCUUAUAUGGGAUUGAAGUACGUUAUACAAAUAUACUAAUAUACUUUUUUUACUAAGCCACGUAAAAACAUAAUUUCCCCUAUUUUUAUUUUUGGAAAUAUAUUUAUAAAAUAAUAUUUAAUGGUAUGUUUAUAUAUAAUCAAAUAAAAGAUUAGAUUAUUCAAAACAAGAAUUGUUUUUCUGCUAAUCAUAUAAUUUAUUUGAUUAUAAGAUUGUAAUAAUACUUUUUAAGAAUUAUUUUUAAAAAUAUGUUAACCAAAAUAAAAUUCGACUUAAAUUAUGCGUUUUACGUACAAUUUACUUUUUUUAUACCCUCAAUUUUUAUAAUACUUUAACUUACUUUGUAGCUAUUUAUGGGUUUUCACCAUUUUGUAUAAUAUUGUUAUACAUAAAUAAACGUAUUUGCCAUUUUUUUUGUGCUUGUAAAUAAAAGGAAAUAAUUCAUUAUUCUAUUUAAUAUUUAUAAACGUAGUGACACAAACCGAUAUUUCCCAAUCAAUAUUGAGCCUGAAAACGUAAGCAUCGUUUUUAAUUCUCGUGUUAUUUGAACUUUGGACACAUAAUUGGUAUCAAGAAUGGACACUUGCAAAAGGCCAAUUUUGAUGUAACUAUUCAUAAAAUGAAGAAAAAAAAGCGAAAAAAUAAUACUACCUAAAAGCCGAAGAAGUUGUUGGAAAAAAUGGUCUGAAAAUGAUGUUUCAAUGUUAAUACUUACGUUUCAAAUUUUAAAAUGUACGUUUGAUUGCCUGAUUGUCCCACUAAACUCGCCAUUUGUUUUAAUAGCUAUUAUGUACACAGUUGAUGUAAAGUACACUAUUGAAUGGAAAAAGAAGUGAGAUUAAACAAAAUUUGUUUCUAGAAGUUUAUAUACUAAC
Messenger RNA from Lactuca sativa (garden lettuce), 1677 nucleotides. RefSeq names its product dehydration-responsive element-binding protein 3. The record is from RefSeq and is a predicted model, not a curated record. Gene Ontology annotation, biological process: regulation of DNA-templated transcription. NCBI's taxonomy places the organism in Eukaryota, Viridiplantae, Streptophyta, Magnoliopsida, Asterales, Asteraceae. Gene Ontology annotation, molecular function: DNA binding; DNA-binding transcription factor activity.